AUGUAAGAUAAAAAAGAACAAAGCAGAUUUGAAAAUUUUCUAAUUCAAUUUAAAACUUUAGUGGAAUCAUUUUAAAUGACAACCCCAGAACCAGAGGAAUAUCCAAAACCAUAAAUCGCAAAGCAAAAAAAACAAAAAAAACAAAAAGAUCCAUUAGCACCAAAGAUGCCAAAAUCAGCCUUCAUCUUUUAUUUUUAGGAUAAGAGAGAGAAAUUUCAAUAACAAUAUCCAAAUCUACAAUUUCAAGAAAUCACCAAAUUAAUUGCAAGUGAAUGGAAAGAUUUACCAAAAGAAAUUUAGUAGUCAUAUCACGAUUAAGCCUUUAAAGACAGAAGUCGUUAUUCCUAAGAAAGCGAACUCUAUUGCACUUAAACAGGCAAAAAAUUCAAAGGCAAGAAUCAGACAAAAACUAAUAAAUCAAAUGCAAAACAAGAAUAACUCUAAUAAAAAGUAGAUUAAGAUGAUGAAAACGAUUCAUUUGGUGCAGAUAUAGGUUAAGAAUGA
This is a messenger RNA of Paramecium tetraurelia, 504 nucleotides long. RefSeq lists its product as uncharacterized. The record is from RefSeq and is a predicted model, not a curated record. Lineage: Eukaryota; Ciliophora; Oligohymenophorea; Peniculida; Parameciidae. Gene Ontology annotation, biological process: regulation of gene expression. The transcript is spliced from 4 exons. Gene Ontology annotation, cellular component: nucleus.